This is a messenger RNA of Nicotiana attenuata, 932 nucleotides long. Its product is annotated as yrdC domain-containing protein, mitochondrial. NCBI's taxonomy places the organism in Eukaryota, Viridiplantae, Streptophyta, Magnoliopsida, Solanales, Solanaceae. The record is from RefSeq and is a predicted model, not a curated record. Gene Ontology annotation, biological process: regulation of translational fidelity. Gene Ontology annotation, molecular function: nucleotidyltransferase activity; tRNA binding; double-stranded RNA binding. Gene Ontology annotation, cellular component: cytoplasm.
CAGAUUUGUAUUGAGAUUCAUAUAUCUUAAUCUUAAUACACAUCUUGAUAUAAGACGUCUUAAUCUUAAAAAACAAACAAAUGAGGCCAUAGGCCUCCAACCAAAUCGGGCAUAUAUUUUCUUGAGAUAAACAAAGUUGCAGGGGAGAGAAGACUGAUGAACGCCACCACACCCACAAAAAUAGCCCAAACUCUCCCUUACUUCACCUCUCUAUUUCACCCUUCUCGAGCUGAAGGGGUGGAAAAGAUUGGAUUUUUGAACUUGUGGACAAGAAGUAGGAGGGGUUUUAAUGUGAAGAAAAUGGCUUGGAGUUUGGAGAAAAGUGAUGGCAAUGUGGAGACUAAGGUAGUUUCUGUGAGUCCUGCUUCAGAAGAUUAUGCCGAAGAGGCAAUUGAAGCUAUCAAAGCUGGGAAAGUUAUAGCUGUGCCCACUGAUACAUUAUAUGGUUUUGCUUGUGAUGCUUGUUCUGCUGAGGCAGUGAAUCGUAUUUAUGAGAUCAAAGGACGCAAGCAUACAAGUCCUCUGGCGAUUUGUGUUGGCGAUGUUCAUGAUAUACAAUGUUACGCUGUGACAGAUCAUCUGCCUCAUGGCUUGCUUGACUGCCUGCUUCCAGGACCUGUAACUGUGGUCUUAAGGCGAGGUGAGUCAAGUAUCCUUGAGAAGUCAUUAAACCCUGGAUUAGAGAGCAUAGGUGUCCGAGUGCCUGACUAUAACUUCAUCAGGGUAAUCGCCCGUGGUUCUAGAAGUGCCCUUGCACUUACUAGCGCUAACCUCAGUGGACAGCCCAGUAGCAUAAACAUCAAAGAUUUUGAGAACCUUUGGGAGCAUUGUGCAUAUGUCUAUGAUGGCGGAAUUCUUCCGGCUGGGCGAGCAGGAUCAACAGUGGUGGAUCUUACCAAGUUGGGAAAGUACAAGAUUCUAAGACCUGGGAG